Closterium sp. NIES-65 is the source of this 900-nucleotide messenger RNA. The record is from the annotation of a GenBank genome assembly. Lineage: Eukaryota; Viridiplantae; Streptophyta; Zygnematophyceae; Desmidiales; Closteriaceae.
AUGCCCUCAGUCACACGUAGGCGCGACCACUCGCGCAUGUCCUGCCCCGGCACCCUUCAUCCCCCCGUCUCCCCUAAUCCUUCUUCCCCUCCUCCUUGUCCCCCCGUCGCUAAACAGAGUAUCAUCCCCACAAUCAUCCCGUAUCCCAUGGCUCACUCAACUGCAGGCGCGGCCGCUCGCCCAUGUCCUGUGCCAGCUUGCGCAGCAGCAUGCGGCCUGCUAGAGGGGGAGAGGGGAGAGGGGGAGGGCGGAACGACUUAUAACCAGCUUGCGCUGCACGAUGCGAUCGAUCUGCUAUUGCUGGCACACAGCCCUCACACACCUCGUUGGGGAGGAGGGGGGGAUUUGGAGAAGCGGGGCUGGGAGAAAGGGGGAAGAACGACUUCAAGUUAUGACCAGCUUACACAGCACCAUGCGGUCUGCUGGCAUGUGGUCCUCAUACACGGCAUGUGGCUGGGUGAGGAGACGGGCGGAAAGAGCACGGGGGAGAGGGAACAGAGGCACCAUACGUCCUCUCCCAACACUCUCCCUGCCCCCACAUCUCCCCUUCCCCACAGCCACGUCCCCCCGCCUCGCCCGCACCUCGAGGAAGGCGUCUGCAAUCUUGCAGCGGGACCACCCGCUCUCACUCUCCAUGCCCAUCUUUCACCGCCGCUCCGCCUCGUGCGGCCUCCUAGAUCAUCAUGCCAUCAGCACCAGCCAUAUCUGCAAGCACCUUUACUCGCAACAGGCGCACGGAGAUUGCCCUCUCCCUGGCCCCACAUCUCCCUUUCCCCACGCCCACGUCUUCCUGUCCCUCAACCGCACCUGGAGGAAGGCAUCGGCGGUCUCUUCGCGGGAGAACCCGCUCUCAUUCUCUAUUCCCAUCUGCCACUGCCGCUCCGCCUCGCGCGGGUUUGA